UCUAUUUCAGAGGCGGUCCCUUCAUAUGAUGACGAUGCUGAGGGGCUGGAUAAUGCGCACGAUAUUGGUGGGAAUCGCACAGAGCUAUCCGUGGCCUUUGACAUGAAUGCCGAGUGUGAGCCCAUGCCGGAUAUAGAAGCCGGUCCUCCCAUUAUCUUAGAUAUACAAUCGAAUGAUUUGCAGGAGCUCACCGCCGAAGAGCAGACGGUCAUCACCAAUUGCCGCCGUUUAAAGAAAACCGCCGAAUUCAUUGACGAUCUGAGGCCAGUGGAUGGUGUCACUAGGCUGGACUAUUCAUACAGACCCAUGGAUCAGAUCUCACAGCUUUGUGCGGCUCCUGCGCAUUGGAAAUUCAGGAUCACUCGUCCGCGCACCACUCUGGACCAGACGACUGGCCCAAAGGAUGCUCUGACUGUUGGCAACCCAAAGAAAACCAAAACCGCUGCCGCUGCCGCUGCCGCCAAGCCACGCAUGAAGGAGUUGCACUAUGGAAAAGGCAAAGAGGAGCUCUUCCAGCCUCUUGAUGCCAACAUAAAGCAGCAAAAGGUCAACUAUCAAAAGAAAUGCGAUGCCCGAAAGCUGAUGCCCACGAAAUCCAACAAUGAAGCGGAUUACCAAGUUAGCCAGCGAUUUGGUAAAGCCGAUCUGGUUGAGAGUCUGGGCAAUGAUGUGGAUAUGGAUAGGGGCUUACACCACGGUGAUGCCGAUAGAGAGCUCUUUGACAAUGAAAAUUUCACCACAGAUGAUUCUGUCAUGAACCGAAUGUCGGCAGCGGACAUUGAAGAUCCCAUGGACAUGAUGAAUAAGGAUUCAUGUGGGGAUAUGCCCAAUCAAAGCCAAAGCAUGCAUGAGGGUGAGGAUACAAUCAUGGAGAUAUCCACCGAAUUUAAGGGUGCACCAAGGCAGGUCAGCAAAGUGAUUGGGCCAUUUGCUAAGCGUGCCAAGGUGAUCGACAUGAAGAAUCUCAAGAACAGCUGCCAUUAUUUGAUCCAGAAACAAUUCCUCAGUUCUGUCAAUGAGGCAUCGAUACCCUCCCUCCCACUGUCAAAGGAAGAAAGCUACGCCAAGGGUACCGCCAGCUUCCAGGAGGUUUACCGAUCGUUGCCUGAUGUGUUGAGUGACGAAACGAAAGAUUCUCUGUGCCCAUCGGUGGCCCUCAAUGCGGUUCUCCAUUUGGCCAACGAUAUGAAACUGCGACUCAUUCCACAAGAGAAUCUAGAGGAUUUUCAAAUCCGGCAAGUUCUGGAUGACGAAGUUUAAUGACGAGCUUUUAAAAAAACUGAAUUCUGAUACAAUGCUAGAAGUAAUCAAUCUUCACACAAUUUUAAAUACAUUUUCAUGCAACAACACAUACAAAAAACUAAACGAAACGAAUCAGGGCUCUUCUCCAAUGUGUUCUCGGAUGAAUUUUUAAUUCUAUCUCUCAAGUCCUAAGAUUUGCAACAUAUAAACAAUAAAUUAAUAUUUUUGAGAGCA
This is a messenger RNA of Drosophila miranda, 1476 nucleotides long. RefSeq names its product condensin complex subunit 2-like. NCBI's taxonomy places the organism in Eukaryota, Metazoa, Arthropoda, Insecta, Diptera, Drosophilidae. Gene Ontology annotation, molecular function: chromatin binding. Gene Ontology annotation, biological process: mitotic chromosome condensation. The record is from RefSeq and is a predicted model, not a curated record. Gene Ontology annotation, cellular component: condensin complex. The coding region runs from base 103 to 1260 and encodes 385 amino acids. The transcript is spliced from 2 exons.